GGUCUUUGAUCAAAUGAACCGAUUGAGUUCCAAAACUAUAAUGAACUGACAACUGAUGAACCCUAACAACGAAAUUGCGAAGAAAAAAUUCCACAGCUUCUUCUCUCCGCACAGUUACUUCUUCUCGUACGCCUGAUUCUCUUGAUGCUCAAGGUACAAAGGUUAGAAAGGUGACUGGUGCUCUCUAAUGUCAUUAGGGAGAUUUUAUUUCAAAUAGCUUUUAACACAAGGGAGCACAAUGUUGGAUGAUGCAUCCUUUUAACAGGUUUUCAAGUACCCAUAAGAAGAUGCUUCUACCCUUGCUCAGGAAGAUAUGAAUUUUCCAUUUGAUUUAACAAGAAAGAGAAAGUUUACGACAUAUCAGCAUGACUUUUCUAGGGAGUUAAGCCUGAUAAAUAGUCAUGGAAAUUCUCUUCCUCGGUCUGUGGAUACAGUUUCUUUCAGUUCAACAUCUGAAAGUUUAGGACCCUUACAAGUUUUGCACCAAAAUAAUGCUAGCCAUAAUGGGCUUGGGGGACAUUUACAUGAGAAAUCAUGUCAUGGGGAGAAGAACGGUUCAAAUGCCAUAAAAAUUGUUGAUGCCUCAACUGUUGGCACAACUUUAUCUGCGACUUCAUCUUGCAUUGAACAGAAUGAGAAUGAUAGGCCAUCAAACAAUGAUGUACAUUCUAACAAUGGUUCUUUAGUUACUGGAUUCAUAGAUAAUGUUGGAGUAAAUUAUCGAGGUCAAGGAGUUGUCAGUGUCCCAAUUAUGAAGAAAACAGGAGCAGAUAUGGACAAGUCCAGGCAUUCAUUGGAAGAGAUGAUUUCUCAAAGAAAUGAAAAUAAUUCUGCUAAUAAUGUUCUUAAGGAUGGUAAGGGAAAUGAAAUAAAUGGCAUAGGUGUUGUGUCUUCUGAAUCACUAGAUGGGAAAAGCAAAUCGCAUGCCAGAAAAUUAGCUCCAAUAGUUGCUGAGAAGGUCUGGGAUGGAUCCCUUCAGCUAAAUUCCUCUGUAACUGUGUCAGCUAUAGCCUCCUUUAAAAGUGGAGAGAAGAUGCCUGCUUGCAAGUGGCCUAAUGUUGUAGAAGUCAAAGGGAAAGUUAGACUUGAGGCUUUUGAAAAAUAUAUUCAAGAUCUUUCUCGCUCACGCAAUCGAGGGUUGAUGGUGAUCUCACUUCACUGCAAAGGAGAGUCUUCUAAAUCUGGAUUGGCAGGCAUGAAGGAGGUUGCUAAAGGUUACAAGAAAGGAGAUAGGGUUGGGUUUGCACAAUUCUGUCAGGGUAUUGAUCUUUAUGUAUGUCCUCAUAGUGACAGCAUAAUCACAGUACUUGCAAAACAUGGGUUCUUCAAGGGCAUGACUGCUGUUGAAGAUAACCGAGACUCCUUGAUUGGCUGCGUUGUGUGGAGACGAAAUCGAGUGUCUGCUGAUUCUGAUUCUGUUGUAAAGAAAUCUGAGAGGAUGAAACAUUCCCUGGCUGAUCAGCCUCUCAAUUCCUCUUCUGUCUCUUCUAGACAAAGGGUAGAUGAAAAAGGCAUUCCCCAGACAAAACCAGGUCAGGAACUCAUCCGAGUCAAAACCAGAACUGAUUGCAAAAUUCUUGGUAGUGCAGGAAAUGAUAAUGUUGAAUGCAAACUUAUUGAGACCAGUCAAGUUCAAACUGAACUACUUAAAUCUUCUGCAGUUGCUAGUCGUUCGCUGAUAUCUCCUUUGCUCAGCAAUUCAUCAUCUAUGUCCAAAGGACAUCAAGUUCCUUCUGCUACUGAUACUGCCUGUUCCUCUACCAUUUUAGGACAAACAUUGCAGGUUGAAGCUCCUGUAAUGCGCAGGCCCCAAGGGAAACCUAAACCAACUAUGGAAUUUCAUAGAGCCAUCUUGCAAUUGCCAUCUGAUACUGUGAAAGGACCUUUCUCUGCUCCUGAUGAUGAUGAUCUUCCUGAAUUUGACUUCGGAGCUGCAUGUGGGAUUUCACCUGCUCCAGCAAGCAAGAUGUUAGAUGCUGCUACAAUUGAGAAGAAACUUCCAGCUGAAAAUUAUAUGAAAAUUAAUAGGACAUUGCUGUCCAUGGUACCGACUAUGCAAUCAAUACCAGCUUCCAAUCAAAGAGGACAUGGAGAUUUUGGUUUGGGAAGGCUUCCACAUGAUGCCAUUCAGAGGAUGCAUCUGCAAAAAGAAGUUUGUGAAUAUGACAAGACUAUAGCCCUUCCAAACUUAGAAGAAAAAUGGGCUACCAAAACUAGUUUACCAGUAAGCACACCUGAUAUUCUCCGAUCAAAAAAUCUUUUUGAUGAUGGUGAUGACAUGCCUGAAUGGUGCCCGCCAAACGCAAAGCGGCACAGGCAUGUGGUUCCUGAAACAGCCAUGCCAUCAAGAGCUAUAUUGUCCUCUCAAAUUUCAAACUCAACUUCUGAAAGUUUCCCUCGUGGCCCUGCAAGUCACUUCUUCUCUCCUCCAUGUCCAGGUGCCUAUCUGCCUUCCUUUUCCCAGAAAUUCCCUCUUAUCAUUGGUCAGAAUGUGAAACCAGUAUCACCAAGACCCUGUAAUAAAGACAUGCUACAAGGUCACAAUCCCUUUAUGGGAUUCAGUUCUAAUCCUCUUUUGAGACCACCUCUUCACCCAUUUGAUGCUGAACUUCCAGUCCGUCCUGACGGUCGAAGCAGUUGGAGACCCUGAUAUUUAGAGAAGACUUGCAGAAGUGUGAACAUUGUAUAUAUGCUUCUCCUGAUAGAAAGACAUUUGCUUUCAUAGCUCUGUGAAUUUGUAUAGAGUUACUAGUUAGGCUACAGGUUUAUGUGCCUAGAAAAUUUGGAUCUUACAUCUGGUCAUGUUAUUUGAUAUUUUGCUUGCUUAACAUGGAAUCCCUCAAGUUGAAA
Manihot esculenta (cassava) is the source of this 2850-nucleotide messenger RNA. RefSeq lists its product as uncharacterized. Lineage: Eukaryota; Viridiplantae; Streptophyta; Magnoliopsida; Malpighiales; Euphorbiaceae. The record is from RefSeq and is a predicted model, not a curated record. Gene Ontology annotation, cellular component: nucleus. The transcript is spliced from 5 exons. The coding region runs from base 314 to 2650 and encodes 778 amino acids. Gene Ontology annotation, biological process: DNA-templated transcription.